AUGGAUAGGGACGACCCGAACCUGAAGCACCCGCACGACUGGUACAAGUACGGCGAGUUCGGGCCCUACUCGUGGCGCGGUGUGGUUCUCGGCGACCCCAUCCGUGGGAGCUUUUCCGACGAGCGCGUCUCCAUGAUCGGCAGCGUCCGGGACCAAGAGGAGUGGGAGAAAAUCGAGCAGCACGACAUGGCGGUCGAUUUUCAGAAAAGGCUUGACGCCAUGGAUAGGAACAAGAAAUCAAGGUACUUUUGGGUUUUUGUCAGGCACCCAAAAUGGAGGAUUUCAGAUCUGCCAUGGCAGCAGUGGACUCUGGUUUCUGAAGUGGUGCUCGAGGCCGGCGAUCAACGAUUGGACAAAUGGACUCUAAUGGGAAGGCUCGGGAAUAAAGCCCGAUCCCUAAUCACAAAAUGCGCGGCUUGGAUGAGGCCCGACAUUAUCUACGUGAAGCGACCUGUUUAUCAGUGCAGGUUUGAGCCUCAGGAAGAUUUCUUCUCUGCCCUGGCCCCACUGCUUGACCCGGAAACUGAACACGACUACCCGUGUGAGCUUGAGGACGAGCAUGGGAAUGUGGAGACUUGCACCUACUUUGGCGGGCUCUGCAGGAUUGUUCGGGCCAGCCCGAAAUCGUUUGUGGACGAUGUGGUAAACGCGUUCGAGAAGCUGACGGAUGAGAAAAAAUCAAAGUGUCUCGAGUUCUUGUUCACUAACCAUCCGGUUAUGCUUUUGCACCCGUACACUAAGGAGUGGAAGCUGAAGUUGGAGGAGAUGGAGUUGGGUUGUGAUGCACCCGAUGAGUUUGAGUUUGAAGAUGGUGAAAAGGAGAUUCUUGAUUGGGUUGAGGAUGAUGGUAAUAAUGAUGAUAAUAAUGAUGAUGAGUAUGAUGAUGAUGAUGAUGAUGAUGAUGAUGAUGAUGAUGAUGAUGAUGAUGAUGAUAACGGGGUGCCGGAUGAUGUCAUUGAUGACAUGAAAGGAGAAGGGGAUGAGUUGCUAGGGAUUCGAGAGGAUGAGGAUGAGUCGGGGCCGGAGCAAAAUGCGGAGUAUUGGGAUGAAGAGUUUAAGAAGGCGAUGAGGAGCAACGAGGGUAUGGAGAAGCUUGUGGAGAGGAGUAUAGAGACGGCUAAUAAGUUUUAUGAGGGUCAAAUGGGGUUAAAUGAGGAGGAGAGUAAUAAAGGGAGGGAUUUGAAGGGAGAUGGGGAUGAGUUGGAGAUGAGAGGGAAAAGGGCGAAAAGUCCUAUCCGGGUGGGCGGUUGUCUCUGGGAGUCGGAUUGCAGGUUAAUGCGGUUUGUUGCUGACUGA
This is a messenger RNA of Striga hermonthica, 1296 nucleotides long. The record is from the annotation of a GenBank genome assembly. Lineage: Eukaryota; Viridiplantae; Streptophyta; Magnoliopsida; Lamiales; Orobanchaceae.